GCGUAAUCUUGUUUUAACUAAUUAUCAGCUUUCUUCAUAUACCACCAGAUUCGAUCAAUUUAUUUAAGCUAAGCUAGUAUGGAUGGCGCCACCAGGACCAACAACAAUGGCGGCAGCCCACCAAGCUGGCUUGAUUAUUUAUGUGUUGAAUGAGAUACUAUUGUGAGCCCCCCACCUUCAUCUCAUGAAAGAAGAAGAUGUCCUACAAAUUCCAGCCACAGACUAGUUGGAUUCAUCAGAGCAGUUUUGGACAACCAGUUCUGUUACUGGUGCAAGACAUGUCUAAGGCAUCAGCUCUCAUCAAUACCAUUGCUUGAAAUUAUCACUACAUGCACUCAAUGUGCAAUCCCCAUGUAUCAAAUUCGAGGGAUGAUAUUCCAGCCUACAGAACAUUUAUUUGGGAUCGUUACGGGGUCUCCUGCAGCAGCUGGUCUGCCACCCCUAGAUCAUCUCGAUAUACAGCUGAUUUUACCACUCUUUGAACGAAUAACGGGAUACUCGAUUUCCUUCACUAGUGUAAUCGCAACACUUCGGAUGGUGAAAGUCUUGGAAUCUCAUUUGAGAGAGCAAUCUAAAUGUCCAAUUUGCCUGGGAGAGUUUGGGGCAGGUGAGGAUGCAUGCGAGUUGCCGUGUAAGCAUAUUUACCAUAGGGAAUGUGUUGUUCCAUGGCUUAGGCGUAGAAAUAUUUGUCCUGUCUGUCGACAACCUGCAACCUCAACUAGUAUUAGUGUGUGUGAUCGGGAUGAGUUUGUGUGUGCACGUGAGCUGGAGCUAGAGCGUGCACGUGAGCGGGAGUCAGUGCGUGCACGUGAGCGUGAACGGGAGCUUGAGCAUGCACGUGAGCGUGAACGGGAGCUUGAGCGUGCGCAUGAGCGUGAGCUGGAGCUAGAGCGUGCACAUGAGCGGGAGUCUGCGCGUGCACGUGAGCGUGAGCUGGAGCUAGAGCGUGCACAUGCACGUGAGCGUGAACGCGAGCUUGAGCGUGCACGUGAGCGUGAACGGGAGCUUGGGCGUGCACUUAAGCUAGAGCUUGAGCGUAAACAAAAUCAGAACAUCAUUAUAUUUAUUAAAUUUAGUGUACUUACUUUAUAUGUACUAUGCGUGUACUUCAUUGUAAGAAAAUUAAGAAAUGACUCUAAAUAGGAAUAAGAUCAUAUAUGGAUGUCAAAAUAAGACUACUAGUGUUUUAUUACCUAAUUAAAUAAGUGUAAAUAUUUUCAUUUUUG
This is a messenger RNA of Cuscuta europaea, 1226 nucleotides long. NCBI's taxonomy places the organism in Eukaryota, Viridiplantae, Streptophyta, Magnoliopsida, Solanales, Convolvulaceae. The record is from the annotation of a GenBank genome assembly.